Molecule: messenger RNA, 4419 nt
Organism: Triplophysa dalaica
Lineage: Eukaryota; Metazoa; Chordata; Actinopteri; Cypriniformes; Nemacheilidae
Gene: smpd3
Product: sphingomyelin phosphodiesterase 3
Exons: 8
Coding region: 431-2491 (686 amino acids)
Biological process (GO): sphingomyelin metabolic process
Cellular component (GO): cytoplasm; extracellular region
Molecular function (GO): sphingomyelin phosphodiesterase activity
Source: RefSeq, a predicted model, not a curated record
AAGCGCACUGGUGCUGGAAAGAAACUCGGCGUCGUCGUCAGCAGAGAGGCGAGGCGGACCACGAGCGCGGAUAUCUCUCAAGGAAAUAGCGAAAAACGAGACGUUCACCUGUUAGAAACUGUGACCUCCUGCAUUGCUCUGCGCUGAGGAGAACCUGCAGCCUUCCACGUUCCUUUACCUGGAGUAUUCUGGAUCUCAGAAGGUUUUUUUUACCUCACCAUGUUAAAAAAUACCAGGAGAUUGUAGCACAGCAGACCACCCACCAAGGCAGGCAACGGCUUGGAGCCCACCAUACCCAGAAUUCAACGUUGGACACAUUGAAGCAACAUGUAGUGUUUGUUUUUUCACCACAGGGGGGCGGGUUCACUUUGUAGUUCUUUUUUUGUAUUCUUUUUUAUUUUAGGGAGUUGGUCCAUAAGGUGAGCCAGAAAUGGUCUUGCAUACCUCUCCCUACCCCAGUGCCUUACUCAGUUGCCUGAGCCGUCUGUCUUGGGCCUUUGUUUUCCCCUGUUACUGGCUGUUGGACAGGUUGUUGGCCUCCUGCGUACCAACAUCGCUGGAGAAACGCAGGCGUUCCCAGGAUCCCUGUUCCUUUUUGGUUUUGGGCGUUCUGAUCUCUACUCCCCUCUACCUGGUGCUGCUACUGGCAUCUUUACCGUUUGCUUUUCUUGGCUUCCUUUUGUGGGCCCCACUGCAAAGCAUCAGGAAACCUUACAUAUACUCCCAUCAGAAACCUGACAAGCAUGGCGCCGAACAGGGUGCAGCGGCCGGCACCGCGGCCACGCUUACCGAAUGGCGUCCGCAAGGUCGCAGCUUUUGCUUUGGAAGUGCCAAUGUUUGCCUGUUGCCGGACUCGCUGGCACGCUUCAAUAACCUGGCGGACACUCAACGACGGGCACGGGAAGUGGGCAAACGCAUCCGCAACGGUGCCAGCAGACCGCAGAUCAAGAUAUACAUAGACUCACCUACCAAUACAUCAAUUAGCGCUGUCUCCUUUUGCAGCCUGGCCACGCAGGGCUUCCGUCGCACCUCUUCCCUGGACCAUCGACCCGAGCCUACAGUCAACACUGAAAGCGAAACCGAGGCGUUAACAGAUUGUCCCGUUCAUUCCUCAGGAGGUACGAGGUCAGACUGCCCCAUUCACAUCACCGAUGCCCAGAAUUCUGCUGAGUGUCCUAUUCACCCCAAUGGAGAAGAACAUGCUCCAGAUUGCCCGGUUCAGCAGUUUGCAGAAUCAAACUCCUCCAACGAGUGUCCACUGCAUAGCAACAUCACCCAGAACUCCGAAGAGUGUCCCCUCCAUCCAUCUGGAGUGCAAAUCAGCAUAACCUCCCCUGAUUCUGAACCAAUCGAUGCUGCAAAAGGAAACCAUCAAGACGGGGAUACGGGGAGCCUCGAAAGCCGCACAGCUUCCAGGGAAUCCCUGGUUCGAUUUCAUGCGGCCGAUGGAGGCAUAUCGCCAAACAACACUCUCUCACAACACCGCACCUCAGUGUUCAAACGACCUAUUGGGCGCAAGCGCCGUCAUGGCGAUGACGGCUUCGACCACGAGAUCUCCGCCUUCUUCCCAGCCAACCUGGAUUUCCUGUGUCUACAGGAAGUGUUCGACAGGCGGGCUACGGACAGACUCAGGAGGCAGCUGCACCGCUACUUCCCUUAUGUGCUGAGCGAUGUGGGACGCUAUGGCUGGAAAGGCUGUUGCUCUCGCUUCAAGUUCUUGAACAGCGGGCUGCUGCUGGCCAGUCGCUACCCUAUUUUAGAUGCCCGUUAUGAGUGUUUCCCAAAUGGGCGUAGUGAGGAUGCAUUGGCGGCUAAGGGAGUUCUUUUUGCCAAGGUGCAGGUCGGACGCUCGGCUCAGGAACAACGGGUUGUCGGAUAUAUCACGUGUACUCAUCUGCAUGCUAUUGAAGGUGAUUCGUCUGUGCGGUGCGAGCAGCUAGAUCUCUUACUGGAGUGGGGCUCUGAGUUCAGGAGGGCCAACUUGGGGUCGGCAGAUGAGGAGAAGGUUUUGGAAGAUCAGGUGGCCUUCGACGUCAUACUCGGAGACCUCAACUUUGACAACUGCUCGUCGGAAGAUAAGCUGGAACAGCAGCAUUCACUCUUCACUCAGUAUAAAGACCCGUGUCGUCUCGGCCCUGGAGAGGACAAACCAUGGGCCCUGGGUACACUGCUGGACACGAGCGGGCUGUACGACGAGGAAGUCGGCUCACCAGAGAGCCUUCAAAAGGUCAUGGAGAAUGAAGAAGGAAGAAAGGAGUACUUGGUUUUUCCCGCCAGCAAGAAUCACUGCCCCAGCCAGAAGGGGCGUAAAAUCCCCCUGAAGGGCAACGGGAGACGAAUCGACUACAUCCUCUAUAGAGAGGAAGGCCUGCAGCAGGAAUGGAAAGUGGACAUUGAAGAGUUUAGCUUCAUCACUCAACUGGCCGGAUUGACCGACCACCUCUCGGUGGCCGCGAGACUGGUAGUCUCGACUGGAGAAGAGGAGAGUUAGAAUCCAGCCAUAAAUUUACAAAAAAAUCAAUGCCACGGAGAGACAGAGAGCAGUGAGUAGAAAGUAAAAAUCAGCAGGAGGAAUUUGUCAAGCCUCCAGAUGUCAGAUGAGGCCCGAGUGAUGGAGAUGGUUGAGAGGUCGAAUUAAACCAUCGGUGAGAUGAAUCGGCUGAGAGCAGCACACGGGCGUGACAUCCGGACCGCCGUUCUCAAAUGACACAGACACGCACGUUCUGUUGUUGCCAUGGAUACGGACACUUACACACCAUCUACUCCUGGACUGUCCGUGUUUACAUCUCAAUUGAAGAAGAAAUCGAAAGACUGACUCACCUCGCACAUCCGAUGCUUUUCUCCGGGGCCGGCGAGGAGACGGAGGCGUUUUUCUGGUGCCAUGACCCGGUUGUUGCACGAAGCGGUCCUGUCACACAGUAUGGAAUGGACUCUGACUUCGGCGUCGUUUACAGUUAGUCCACCACGAGAGGACACAACCUCUCGAUGUCUAUCCCUCAGCGUUCUUCAAGACCUCAGCAAAGUGUCUUUCUUUUCUAACAUCUUUCUAAGGUUUCUAUGGCCUCGCGUCAUCUUUUUAGGGAGUUUAUAUACUCACGCUGAGGCUUUAUUGUACCUCAGCCAACACUACUAAGUCCGUCAUAAACGAUUGAGCGCAAAGCUGGGAUUCAAAAAAUGUAUGAAAUGUCCCGGACUGCUUACCAACUGCUUACCACUGGAUGUAUGGAUUGCCGGCAGACGCAUGUGUUUCAAUGCACUGCUAUGUUUGUCAUGGCCUGCAUGUUUGACAUGAAAUCCCCAGAAGUUAUUAACACAACGUCCACCUCUCUCUCUAUCUCUCUCUCUCACACACACACACACACAAAACACAUUUCCCUUUUGCAGUAUUGCUUUGACUCGUAAAAACCCGUAAAAAGAGUCGCAGUGUUCAGUGUUUACAUAUUUGAGCCAAGAUGGCCGUCCCCUGAAAAUGUUUACACACUUAUCGAUUUCAGGCAACAGUACCAAAAGCGGCCGAUCUAACCAAUCCCAGUUAAACCCACAGAGGAUCUCUCUUUAUUGCUUUUAUAUGGUCUAAAAUGAUCUUGUUCUAAGUUGAUAUUAUUGUUGUUAUUAUUCUUAUCAUUAAUCGUAUUAACAUUUUUUUGUAGAUUAUGUGCUUUUUACAAAUGACUACAUUUCCCAUUAUGCAUUUAAUAUCCGCUUUGGCUGUGUUAGAGGUUUAAAGCAACCUAGCAUAGAGCUCGCCCUGUUUCAACCGGCAGAAUGAUUGGCCAAUCAGCAUGCUAGCCUAAGUUAAACCAAUCACCUGUGUGAUGUCACACGAGGGGAUCGUAAACCAAUCAUUCACAUGACUUUGGAUAAAAUGCACCGUAUACAUACAUCCUGUCCCCGAACACCCUUCUGGCACUAUUUUUUUAUUUUAUAACAUGACCUUUGAUGCGAUCACUGUGCCAUAAAAAUGAAACCUGUACAAACCUUUAUAAAGGGUGUGGGGACCAUUUUAGGUCAUCUAGGUUAGUGCCUGUAGUAUUUUUCCAUCUUCGCUAUUGUAAGGGAUUAAAGUUCAAGAGUAAGAUUGUAAAAAGUAGUUUUAGAACGUAAACUGUCAUCCUCUUCUUAAAACCAGGGGGUCAAAGGUCAAACAGGGAGAGCUGUAGUUAAGAUGCAUGCAGUUAAAACCAGAAGCUUCACCAAUUCUCACUCUUAUUGCUGUCCAUUAACAUCUUACUGUUAUCUAUAUAUUGUUUUGAAGACUAUUAACUUGUUUUUUAGUUUUCUUUAAAUCUUGAGGAAUGCUGCUUGCUGCAAGCUCACGGCUGGUCAUGUAUUUAAGGGAAGAGUGGGAAGGGAACAGCUUUCUCUAUGUCAGCUCUUUAUAACACGUUUGGUUUUUAUUAAAAAAACAUCCCACUUUGA